AUGAACAGACGCAUGCUACUGGAUAAGGAAAUGAAGGUCAAUUGGGCAGUCGAACCAGGACAACAACAACCGAAGAUUGACACUAGCAAACACUUCCAUGUGUUUGUUGGCGAUCUCUCUCCAGAAGUUGAUAACAAGGCUCUCAAGGAGGCAUUUGCUCCAUUCGGAGAUGUUAGUGAUGCGAAGGUUAUUCGUGACGUGACAACCUUGAAGUCAAAGGGUUACGGCUUCGUUUCGUAUCCUAAACGUGAAGAAGCUGAACGAGCUAUUGAGCAAAUGAAUGGUCAGUGGCUCGGUCGUCGUACUAUACGUACAAAUUGGGCCACACGCAAACCAGGACAAGGCGGUGGGGACCAGCCUGCGUCAAAUGAAAAGACCUAUGAAGAUAUCUUCAAUAUGACUACGCCUGAUAAUACUUCCGUAUACGUUGGAAAUGUGGCUGGAGGAGAAGAUAUACGGGAAGCUUUCGGAAGAUUCGGUAGAAUUCUGGAAGUUAGAAUCUUCAAGGUUCAAGGUUACGCAUUUGUUAAGUUCGACUCGAAGGACUGUGCCUGUCGAGCUAUCCUGCAAAUGAAUGGCGGCGACCUUGGAGGGAAUACUAUCCGUUGUUCAUGGGGGAAGACAAGCGAUUCAGAGAAACGCCAGCAGGGUUACAGUAAUUAUGGCCAGGGUGCAUAUGGCUACGGAGGGCAAGCCACCGGAAGCAGUGGUUAUGGCCCUCCUGCGAGUACUGGACCAGGGGGAGCAGCAGCAGCAGCUGCUGCUCAAGCUCAGCAGCAGUAUUACAACUACUAUGCACAAUAUUACAGCAAUCCCCAAGUGAUGCAGCAGUGGGCCAGGUAG
Molecule: messenger RNA, 843 nt
Organism: Angiostrongylus costaricensis
Lineage: Eukaryota; Metazoa; Nematoda; Chromadorea; Rhabditida; Metastrongylidae
Source: the annotation of a GenBank genome assembly